This is a messenger RNA of Malania oleifera, 966 nucleotides long. Its product is annotated as early nodulin-like protein 20. NCBI's taxonomy places the organism in Eukaryota, Viridiplantae, Streptophyta, Magnoliopsida, Santalales, Ximeniaceae. Gene Ontology annotation, molecular function: electron transfer activity. The transcript is spliced from 2 exons. The record is from RefSeq and is a predicted model, not a curated record. Bases 119 to 727 code for a protein of 202 amino acids. Gene Ontology annotation, cellular component: plasma membrane.
GAUGAUCGAGAUUCGAGUUCUGCAUUUCGCUUCCGUCUGCUGUCCUGUAUCUAGAAGAGCAUCUAGAGAGAGAGAGAGAGUUGCUUAAAUGUAUACAUGAAGAAGUGAUCAUCGAUUUAUGGAGGAUAGUUGUUUGUUGUGGAAGAGAGGCUCACCGUGCACGGUGAUGGUGGCUGCGGCGGCUGUGGCGGUGGCGGUGCUGGGAUUGCUUACGAGGGUAGAAUGCCGGAAGCCGUCGCUGCACCGCGUCGGAGGACAACGGGAAGGCUGGAAACCUAAUGUCAACUACACCAACUGGACCACUCAUGAGACCUUCUACGUCGGCGAUUGGCUAUAUUUUGGAUUUGACAAGCGGUACUUCAACGUUCUGGAAGUGAAUCACACGUGCUACGAGACCUGCACGGACAGGGACUUCAUAAAGAACGUGACUCGGGGAGGCCGCGACGUCUUCAAUCUCACGGAGCCAAAGCCCUAUUACUUCAUCUGCGGCGGCGCCCAGUUCUGCUUCAACGGAAUGAAGCUCGCUGUCCACGUCGUCGAAUACAUCCCUCCGCCACCCUCUCUCCCCCCUUUCCCCUCCUCCCGCCGGAAUAAUGCCUAUCCAUCAUCAUCAAGCAUUAGUACUACUGCCGGUGGUCUGCACAUCAUCAUCGUCAUCGCAUCACUUCUGCUGCUCAUUAUGACUACUGCGGCGCCAUGGCCUUCGCUCCAUUUCCUGUAUACAUGAUCGAUUUGCCGUCAAAUUCGGUUAGUACGUUUUUCCGAUUUUAGGGUUUUUUUUUUUCCAGAUUUUUGUUACUGAAACAUGUUAAUUAGCAUUGAGUUGCUGUCUGAUACUUGAUGGAUUCCAAAGUUAGAUUAAUCGCACGAGCUUUGACCUCUGUUUUUCUCUUUCUUUCGCAUUGUGAUUUUGUAAAUGGUAAAUGAUAGAAAAUUCGGAUAACUAUGGAAAAAUAGACUACAUAA